AUGGCAGCAGCCCGCUGGAAUCAAGCAAUUACGGACUUCAAGCUAGCAAUAAAAUACAAAUAUAACCUUGAACAGCAAUUCAAAAUACAUCAUAAGAUUGGACAAUGUUUUAUAAAAAAGAAAUCUUACAAAAAGGCUGUUUCCAGCUUUACUACAGCCCUUGAACUGGUGAACAAGCAGGCCUUGAACCUGAACGAGAACACCAGGAAGGAGUUCAACAAGAUACUGGUAGACUGUAUCAACAAGUUCUCUGCUAAGGCCGAUGAUGUAAAGAAGACGGUUGAAGAUUUCAAGCCACUUAAUCCAAGCAAUAUAGAUCCAAGAGUUACUGAUCAGGUUGAAGUUCUGGAAACUGUGGGAAAAGGGAGAAAUGCAUUUGCGAAAAAUAAUAUUCCAGUUGGGUCAAUCUUAGCAGUUGUGGAUGCUAUAGGUCCUCAUCUAAAUCCAGAUAAUGCUGCUCAGAGAGAGUUUUUGGAGCCGUCUAGUAGUGGGGACUGGCCAGUUCCAGUAAACAACGAUGUGGAGAAAUUUUCACUGCUGUUCCAGAUGGCGAUGAACGAGAAAGAAGUGUCAGAGGAAACACAUGCUCGCCACUCCCUCGUAGUCGUCCUUCUUCUCAGAGCUUUGAGGAAGACGACAUAUUACAAAGAUGGCGGACUUGAAACUCCAGCUGAAAAGUUUUCUCAACAGGAACUUUUGUUGGGUAAACUCAUGUACAAGCUGAGACUUAUACAGGACAUGAAUUCUCAUCCAAUCUGGGGAGUUAGCAGGUCACAGAAAGAUAAAAUCGGGAAAGAUCAUAUAGGUGCUGGCCUCUAUACUGGGAUUGGAAGCUAUUUUAACAGUGAUUGCAAUCCAAACACAUUUAGGGUUAACAUUGGUAAAAAAAUGUUGCUGAUAGCAUCUAAAAAUAUCAAAAGAGGCCAAGAAGUAAUGGACAAUUACUGCAUUCAUUUUAGCGAGCUGCCAACAGUAACCCGUCGCCCUUGGAUUCAGGAACAUUUUCUGUUUUAUUGUGAAUGUGAAGCAUGCGAAGAGGAUUGGCCGACCUAUUCAAACCUACCUCAAGAUAGACCAAACCAAAAGAUAGCAGAUAAACUAGUUGCUCUGGAGAUGGAGAAUAUUGAGUGUAUUGAGAAAGGAAAUAUUGAUAAAGCUGUGGAAUCUCAUAAAAAAGAGAUUACUUUAAUACAGGGAGGUUUAAGUGAACCUCACCAGCUACCUGUCACAAUUAGAAACAGUUUCCAGUUUUGCUGGUGGAAGAAAGUUGUUCAAUAUCUACAGCAGCUUGAACAAGCAGACCCUGUUAAUGUUUAGUAUCUACAGCAGCUUGAACAAGCAAACACUGUUAAUGUUUAGUAUCUGCAGCAGCUUGAACAAGUAGACCCUGUUAAUGUUUAAUAUCUGCAGCAGCUUGAACAUGCAGACCCUGUUAAUGUUUUGUAUCUGCAGUAGCUUAAACAUGCAGACCCUGUUAAUGUUUAGUAUCUGCAGAAUGAACAAGCAGACCCUGUUAAUGUUUAUCAUCUGCAGCUUGAACAAGCAGACCCUGUUAAUGUUUAGUAUCUGCUGUAGCUUGAACAAGCAGACCUUGUUAACG
Molecule: messenger RNA, 1600 nt
Organism: Eurytemora carolleeae
Lineage: Eukaryota; Metazoa; Arthropoda; Copepoda; Calanoida; Temoridae
Exons: 18
Coding region: 1-1317 (438 amino acids)
Molecular function (GO): protein binding
Source: RefSeq, a predicted model, not a curated record